AUGACAUCCUUUGUGAACGAUCUUGAGGCUAUUCGUUUGGCCUCUCAGAGCAGUCAGGACCCUCCAGGACCGUCUUUGAUUCCACAGGCUCCCAAGUGCACGUCAGUGGCUACACCUGUGGCUUCUUUAGAGCGGACCACUGGUCAGCCUCUCAACCAGCUUGUGCAUAUCGACGCUGAGGAAGUUCUGCCCAAGGCAGCAGGGAAGCUUUCCGCAUCUUUCUUGGAGCAUCUGGAUAAGCUGCAUUGCGAAUCUCCUGAUUUAGGUGGAGACCAAGCCGUCGUUCAUCAGCUGGCUGAUGGUCAGUUGCACAUGAGCUCUGUGGGCUUGCAGGAUUCUCCCGCCAAGUCAGGCUCCUCAGCUAGCUGGGAUUUGAUCGCUCCAGUUUCGCUUAACACUUCUUCGGUUGCAGUGCCUUUGGUGUGCACGGUUAAGCGCUAUCGGAAGACAUCUCUGCCAGUGCAAGAAACUCCAGCAGAUGUUUCGCCUGUGCUCUUGCAGGCUCGCCCCAAAUCUUCCGGGUACAGGUCGCGAUCUCGAUCAGAGGAAAGGGCGCCCUUGCCCAUGGCUGGCUUAGGUGAGGGGGCGUCGCAUGUCGACCACAGACACAGGUUGAGUAUUGGGUCUAAGAUCCCGCUAGGUCCCUUUCGACCCCUCCCCGCCCCUGCUCCUGUCCCUAGGUCCCGGGUUGCCUCGCCUUCGGUUGAGGGUAGGCCUGGUUUGUGCCCGCCUGUGCCACGAGCCAAGAAUCGUGCAGCCUUUUAUGCGAAGCACAAUCGUGUGCCGCUUGUGGGCGGGACGCAUGGGCCUUCUGUGCUUGCUGCCGUCCCAAAGAUCGUAUCUCCUGCAGGUGCCGGAUUGUCUGCCCCCGCGUCUCGAGGUACAAGGAAUUCUCUGCAGGCACCUUCUGCGAGCGGUGGCCGGGCUGCUAAGAUUGGCGGCUUCACAUUGCAACAGAACGUCCACCAGCAGCAGUUCGCCAGUGUGCUUGUGAUUUGGGAGUUGGUAAAGCCCUUGGUUUUGCCAUUUUCUCCAGUUUUACAGGACUUGCAAAGCAGCGUGCACGCUGCAGACUUGGAGCUAGGGUUGUUGCGUACUGUGGCUGAAUCCACAGCCUUGCGAUAUCUUCAGGUUGUGCACAAGUUCUUGGAUCAGUUAAGGGUGCUUUGGCAUCUGUCGUGGGACUCUGCUUCGCAAUCGGCCGUUGUAGAUUGCAUACUCUCCUUGCGAAGGGAUCAUCAGGACUGCCAUCAACUUAAUGCCGUCAAGGCACUGCGCUGGCUGGCAAAGCUGCUUCGCCUUCAGGUGGAUAAUCUUUAUGAUGGCUUGUUCAAGCCGCUGGUGAACGUGGCAAGCUCGGGCAAGUUGCGUCGUGAGUCCUAUCCUCUGCCUUGGAGGCUGGUCAGCUUCUUUGAGCAGGCGCUGAUCUUUCGGACGUUGCCAGUGCCUGCCUUGCUCCUUGCUGGGGCUGCACUUACUUGCAUUUUCGGGUCAUUGCGCUGGUCUGAUUCUCAGCACUUGCGCUGGGAUAGCAUCGUCUUCUCGGCAUCCUGUGUGCGCACUCUUAUCUUCAGGACAAAGACCUCUCGGGCAGGGAUGCCGGUAGGCUUUCGCGUUGCCGGGGUUCACGGAGCUGAAGCCUCUGUCAUGCAGUCAUGGGUGGCUCAUUAUCUUGAGCUCUUGUCUGAUGCUUGGGAUGAGAUGAGGGCUGCUUUUGGUGAUUUAGUUUGUCCUGAUUGCUUGUGGUUCUCUUGGGAUAGUAAAUCGGCCACCUUCGCACCGCUUAGUUACGCCCAGUGCCUGCGCUUCUUGCGUGAGUCCGCUGUCGCGGCUGGCCUCUCGGAAGGUGUCCUCGAGGUCGCUUCGCUGACUUUGCAUUCGCUGAAGGUCUGUUUACUGUCGGCCAUGCUGAUCCUCAAUGUCGACCGGCCGGCUCGACUCGCGCAAGGACAUCACAAAGGGUCUAGCGCCGAAUUGUACGGCCGUGACGAUAUUUGGCCCGCACUGGGCGCGCAGGAUGUGGUUUUGGCUAAGGUGCAGGCAGGAUGGCUUCCACUGACGCCGCUGGCUCGUGGCGGACAGGUUCCGAUUCAGCAGCUCCCACUGCUAGAGUUGCGGAGGGUUCAGCCGUGUGCGUCUUCAGCCUCUUGCUUCCCGUUGCUGCCGGACUUCAGUGCUGCUCACGAUCCUGAGGCAGCCGCGGUGACAAUGAUUUCAUCUCAGGAUGCAGCGGCCGACAUUUUGUCCGAGCCGACCCAGGCGCCUUCUCAGACGCGGGCUGCGGCCCAAGAUUUUGAUUCUUCCUCUUCCGACGGUGAUCCCGCAGACGUAGAGUCGUUGGGCGAUGCGGAGGAGGUCUGUUUCCUUCGUGCGAAGUCGGGCAUCAUUCACAUUGCUUCUGCUGCUCCCUCAGGCACAGGCGUGUCCUGUGGUUCGCUCUGGCUUAAGCCCGCCUGUGGCAUGCUGUCUUCGGAGCUCGAGCUGGUUGGCUCAGUGCCAACGGGGGCUCUGCAUGCAAACUUGUUGCGUCGUGAAGUUUUGUUUUGGCUGAGCGAUCUCGACCUGCGCGCGGAGGGAUUAGCUCUCUGGGGGGCGAUGGCAGCCUUCCCAGCUUUUGCGGCCGAUGCAGGCCUCGCACACAAGCAAUCAGAUGCGGGUGUACCGCUAGCCACAUUCCUCGCAUCAUUGCAGCCUGCGGGUUCCAUGUGGGUGCGGCCGGUGCCGGCUUCACUCACGGCCGGUUUGGGCGCUGAGCUCUGCCGUGCCCAGCUCACUGAAGGUCCCAGUUACGGCAUGCUUCCUAACAACGUUGUGGACUCACCGGUCUUCCGGGUACCCGAGUACGAGUUUUGCAGGUUUAUCCUUUUCGGGCACAUUGUGGCCCCGGGUGCUUUGCCGGUGGAUCCAGAUCCUUCGGUCUCGACGAUGGACUCCCUUCUUGCUUCGCAUAACAUACCCGAGGCGCUGCACUACCACUUUGCGGAUUUCACGCCAGAGAUCUUUGCUAAUGUGGCAACGGAUGCAGCGAGCCUGGAUCGCUUCCUGGCUAGUCUCGUGGAAAACGCGGGUGCUGAUCAGUUCGUUGUCGAGGCUAGGGUUCGAAUGCUCUGGAAAGCCUGCGCUUCUGUCAACAGCUCCUCUUCAAAGAAGGAAUCACCAGAGGAGCCCGCACAAGGGGUGGGAUGGGUGGGUAGCUACUCCCUGGCCAAAGGGCUUGCGGGAGUGAAGAUUCCGAGUGUGCCGGGACAAAGCUGGGAUCAGAAACUCUCUGAGGCGAGGGAAGCAGCUUUGGCAAAGUGGCUAGGGAUUCUUGAAAGGUUCCCUGACGAUUUCGGUCUUUCUCUUUCGAUUCGGCUAGAUAAGGAGAACGGGCGAGACUCUGACUUGAAGUCUUCCUUGCAAGAUGUGUUUUCUCAGAAGGCGAGCGUCACGAUCUCGGGCCGUGCUGGGCCCCUUGCCAGGUACAUCAAGCACUGCCGAAGUUGCCAGGUCAUUCCUUUCCCUGUCACUGAAGCAGGGAUCUAUGCUUUCCUACAGGAUUAUGCAUCUCACGAGGCGCCCACUUUCGCCAGGAGUUUCUUGAGCAGCCUUGCUUUUGCAAAGUUCACUGUGAGCUUGAAGGUGAGUGAUGAGGUCUUCAGCCCCAGGGUCCGUGGGCUGUCGUCGAAGCUGUAUCUUGAAAAGAGGAAGACUCGGCAAAAGCCGUCGCUCAAAGUUGAUCAUGUGCGGAAGUUGGAGGCUAUCGCUUCCGGCUCGAUCGUGCUCGAGCCUUCAGACCGGGUCGCUGCUGGCUUCUUCGUGUGGACCUUGUAUGCACGAGCGAGGUACUCGGAUGCCCAAGCUGCAGGUGCAAUGACUUGUGACUUAAGCGAUACGCCGGACGGCACAGUCGGAUACCUGGAGUCCGCUGUCGAGCGAAGCAAGACUUCGUUCUCACUGGAAAGAAAGGUCAGGUAUUUGCACAUGUUUGCUCCCAUCCAAGGUAGGGUGGCAAACAUCGCCGCUGGCGGUGGCGAGUGCCACGAAAUGGAUGAAGUGAGAGCGGCCCUAGGCUACCACGCCAGGGGCCGUGACGGGACCGAGCUCAUCUAUGGGAGAGACAACAUGUCUGCUCCUGUGCGCCAGCUGCAAGGGGUCCUGCUCGAAGUGUCGCGCGAAAGGUUCAUGCCGGACGCCACCAGGUCCGGUUACUUCGUGAAGCGCUUUGAAGAUCCAGAAGGGAUGCCCAUUCCUCCUGAUGAGGUUUUGUCGGAAUCUUCUUCCGAGGCCAGCGAGGAUGCCGAGGAUGUCGAUCAUGUAGCUGCGGAGGCGGCCACCGACGAGUUGGGAACAGAGACAGCCGUUUCAUCCAUGCUGUCGCAUCCGAAGAAGGCGACAAGUUCAGAUGUGGGCCACGAGGUGCGGAUUCGGGAGUGUUCUGAGAACUUUCAGCGAUUUGUAGGAGUUUCACUAGCUCGGUUCCUGCUCCUGACGAUGGCUAACUACUCUGAGAGUCAAUCGGUUCUGCAGUCGCGAUUGAGUGUCGUGGGUUUCGCAGAAGAUGACGUUCAGAAAAUCCUGCCAGAGGUGGGAAACUUGAGGAGGCUGGCGUUCAUUUCUUCUUUCACACCUGGCCAGACUGACGAGGGGCCGUUGAUGCAGGUGUUGAAAGACAUUUUGAAGCGAGACUUGACAAUUGCAGACAAGGCUAAUUGGCGUGCGGUCUACAAUGAAGCUUUUGCCAUAGUGACCGCGGAAAUGAAGCAGAGGAUUGAGAAGGCCGACCCAGAGUCGACCGUCCGGCCUUUGUCUCAGCCUGAGAGGUCGGAGCGGUACGAGCGGCAGGCCAAGAAGCUUGUUGGGAUUUCACUGAAAGGGCCUCUGGAGCCUGCCGAUGCACUUGUUGAUCUUGCUGUGGCUUCCUAUGAGGCAAAUGAGCUGAGGUACAUUCCGUGGGACCGGUGUGUGUCCAAGGAAGCUGAACUGGCUGGCGAGAAGAAACGCGAUGUCAGGUUCACUGUUGAGGAGUCUUCGGGAAAGCUUCGGAUCGAGCACAAACAGCCUGAUCUGGUUGCGGAUACUUCAUCGGAGAUUCUUGUUCAGCAGGCUCUCACCAGGAGAGCUUUGGCCAUGGAUCAGGCGAACCUGAUCGAGUUCAGUGUUGCUGAUAAGUGGACUCAACGCUUGAUGAAGGCCCGCAUGCAAGCGCCUGCGGAGCAUUUUGCCAGGCCCACUUGGAAGCAACUUGAGUCGGCGGAUCGGCAGCUGUUUGCCGAGCUUCGUGAUAAGACCAGGGCAGGAGUGCAGACCGUCGCAUCGGGUCGCCCGUUGGACACACUUCUGCCAGAUGCGAUGUACAUGAACGAAGUGUCAUGUUUAUUGCAACCUUUUCCGGCCCCUGCCCUAAAGGAUGUUCCCCAGAAGCCGGAUGCUCACAACAAAGGUGGAGGCAAAGGAAAGAAAGGAUGCCCUACCAAAGGGCAGAAGUGCGAGAAAGGCCUGCACAUUUGCGCAGGUGCGUCGCUGAUGGCCGGUGCUCCAGAGAGUGUGCAUCAGCCGGCAGCGGGAGCCUCACAGGUGGAUGAUCUCCUAGAGGGAGUUCAUCGGCCGAGCAAUGCAUGCGCCGGCGGCUCUCCUCCGAGUGGUGUGGAGUGUCGUCUGCAGUCAGGUGUUGAUCGAGAGGAUCAUCACACGCACAACGUUGGCUCUCACAGUGCCAUCUCCAGGCCAUCACCAGGUGUGGUGGAGGCCGCACGCAGCAGGUCCCCGAGGCCCCGUGAUGGGGCACAGUCGCAGAGAGGUUCUUCACUUGACGAGGGUCAUGUGAGUGCCACCGAUGUUCUGCGGGUUUUCGAUGGUCUUCCUUCGGAUGCCUUGAAGAGGGGUGCCGAUGCGCUCAAAGUCUUUGCAAGGUUUGUGAGACAGCGUGCACCGGGGUUUAAGUUUUCUUCGAUAAAUAUAUUUGAGGAUGUUCGCACCGAGCGCCAUCGAGAUCAGUGGAAUGCCAACUUGCAUAACUUGGCGAUUGCACUGACUGACUUCUCAGGUGGAGCUAUCUUUGUGGAGCAUGAAAACGGUCGAGAUGUAUCCGACCUUAAUGGGGCACGAGGCUCUCGCUUGCAGGUUGCUAAGGGCCCUGUCCGAUUCAAUGCCAGACACAAUUGGCACUACACCGAGGCGUGGCAGGGCCGUAGAGUCUUGCUGGUUGCAUUCACCAUCCGUCAUGUCGAAUCGCUGUGCAAAGAACAUCUUGACUUUCUCCGCGAGUGUCAUGUUGAUGUUCCGGAAUGCGCGCCCGAGGGCGCGCGGUUGGCGCCUGCUGAAGCGUGUGCUCGUCAGCCGCCAUCCUUGACCUCCCCCGCAGCUCAGGAGUCGCUUAGGCCCUUGCCCGCUUCGGUUGUCCCCGCCGUUGACCCUAAGGAACCUGUGAGCGACCCUGCUAGUCCCUUAAAGCCCGGUUCUGCUCUCUAUGUCGAGAUAAAGUGUGGGUCCGGAUUGCUGCCGGCUCGGGUGCGGCGGGACGGAUUUCAAAUCAUAGCGCUUGAACAUUCUCGCCCCGCUGGGCGAGUGCACACUCACCUUGUCCCUGUGGACAUUGAAACUGAGUCGGGUUUCUCCUUUGUGCAGACUGUCAUCAGCCACGAUGCCCCUUUUCACGUGCAUUUCUUUCCUGCGACCAAGGAUUGUUUUAAGGCUACUUUUAGCGCCGGGCAAACCAUUCGCAUCGCCAAACUCUUGCUUGCAUCUGAUUCGCAUUGGAGUGUCUUGCAUCCCCUGGCGUCAGCCCUGUGGAAACAGCUCGACUUUCCCGACAACCUCCAUUGCGUAGACUUCUGUGCAGGUUGCUACGGGGCUCCCAGUCCGGUCAAAAUGCGUCUGUGCACAACCCAGGCCGCGCUGGCUGGCAUGCCGGUGCCAGCAUGUCGUUGUCGCCCCGGGCCCCACGCUGCGGGCUCGCUUGCACCAGAUGCCUUGUACACAACCAAGUUCUGUGAUGUGUUUGCUGGCCUCCUGCAGCUGGCGGUUGGCCAGUCUGGCCUCUUACUUGAGCACGCUCUUCCUCUGCAGAGUUCGCGGCAUUCUGCCGUAGCAGCCGCUGGGCGGCAGCCUCGAUUGUCAAAAUUCCAGCCGCAGAUCGCCGAGUUUAAGUGCCAGGCCACGGUCCGUGAGUUCCCGUGGCCCCUUCCUUUGGAUAAUAAAGGCAAUCUCACAUGUGCCGUGGGGUCCAUCCCUCCUGGCUCCCGCCUUCUUCGCGUUGUGUGUGAUCGGGGGGUCGUCGGUGCGAAACAGGUCGGAAGCCUGUCAGGUGUGCCUUCAGCAGUUACCUUUGGCAUUUACCGCACGGAACAAGAGUUUGUGGCCCAGGCAUUGCAUAUCGAUCAUCCCUUCGACUUGUGCGUGGCAGUCCCAGACUUCAUGUUGAGAGCGUUGGCUUUUACCUUGAAAGAGGGCCCGGUUGGUGUGAUGAAGCACCGUCUGAAUUUGCUCCAGCAGUGGACUUCUUGGAAACGCGAUUUGGCCGGUGCCGAAGCAAACCUGCAUGCUGCCAUGGAUCCUGGUGUGGCUUCUGUUAUGAAGGGCAAGAACAUUUUGCUUUUGGAAAAAAUUGCAUCGUCUUUCGGUUGGCCUGACACUGAAGUCUUCGAACACCUUAAGCAUGGGUUUCCCUUAGUGGGGGAGUCGAGUCCUUCUGGCAUCUUCGAUGUGGAUAGAAAACCGGCUCUGAUGACAAGGGCAGAGCUUGUGCAGCAUGCUAAAUUCCUUAGGCCUGCGCUGUGGGCGAAGGUGGCGAACGCGGAGGUGGAUGAUUUAGCUCGGGAAGUGUGGGAUUCCACACAGCAAGAGAUGCUAGUCAAGGAGUGGCUAACCGGACCUUACUCGUGGGACGAGCUGCAGGCCCGUCAUCCAGAAGGCUGGCUUCCAGUGCGGAGGUUCGGCAUUGUGCAAAAAGCCAAGACGCGGUCGAUAGACGAUUUGGCCGAGAACUCUGUAAACUGCGCCUAUGCUGUUUCCGAUCGGAUUUCUUUGAGGGCCCUUGAUGAAUUGGUCUGGCUUGCGAUCACCCUCUUUAAGAUCUUCAUUGCAAAAGGCGAGGUGAGCAUCCCUUUGUCGGACGGCGACCAUCUUCGCUUUCCGGUGCAUUCUUUCUGGAGGGCCCUGAAACCCGAUGCGCUUCAGCCAAGCUUGAAAACAGUGGACUUGAAGAGUGCUUAUAAACAGUUGGCGGUUUCUCCACGAGACCGCUGUCUGAGCAUAGUGGCCAUCAAGGACCCGGUCUCGAGGCUUGCGUUUGGCUUCGAGAGCCGAACCCUUCUGUUUGGGGCCACCUCGUCGGUGGUUUCAUUCAAUCGCGUUGCAAGAUUGCUCCAGAGGGUUCUGGUUGCCUUGCAGGUGCUCGCCUGCAACUACUUCGACGAUUACCCGGUUUUAGAGGUCUUGCCGCUUUGUAACAACACGCAGUCGACUGUCAGAGCCGCGUUGGACCUGCUGGGUUUCGCCUGGGCGGAAGACAAGGAUCUUCCCUUCAGCCAUGCGGUGGACUCCGUCUUGAGUGCGGGCCAUCUUGAUCCGAAGACCCUGCCGUCUUUGUUCGGUCGCCUCCAGUUUGCCGAGGGAGUCUUGUACCAUUUCGACAACGGCGCGUGGUGCACUUUCUUCUUUGCAUGUGCUAUCCCUUUGAGCGUUGUACAGAGCUGGGAGGCUCUCGGGAAAAGGCAUUUGAUAGGCCCAGUUGAGAUGUAUGCAGUGGUAUGUGCGAGAGAAGCGUGGGCAAAGCACUUGGACAUGCAAAGGGUGACCAUGUAUGUGGAUCACUCCGGAGUGUUGGCCUCUUUGGUGAAAGGCUCUUCGAAAGACCCUUUGUGGAGGCAACUCUUGCUGAUCUUUGAGAGCUGCGACGCUGAGGCGUUGAUGGCACUCGUGUACAGGGGUGUUUCGGAUAAGUCUCUGAAGUGGCCACAGUGGAAGCACCGCUUGUCCGUGGCGCAAGAGCAGGCCCAUCAGCUGUCCAGACCGUCGAAAAUGCCUCGCUUGGAAAGCCUUCUUUUCGACGAUGUACCGACUAAGGAGGUGCCACAUGUCCUCCAGUACGGCUAUGUUUCAGGCAUUUUGAACAUGCACGCCACGGCACUGGCCUUGUGCAAGGCUGCUCACCUGUCGGUCUUAAAACGUUAUGUGCAGUCGUUCUUGCGGCUGUGCUUCCCGCAACUUGAAUCCGGUUUUCGAGGUCCCACGGUGAGCGAAGCCAUUACUGCAGAUGAAAAAGCAUGGCAGGCCAUCAAGCAUCACUUCACGCGUGCGUGUCGAUGUUUUAUAGUCCGUACCCUCAAGUCCGUAGCCAUUUUGGCUCAAGGCUGUCUCGAGAUCGAGCCAGAAUUUUUGAUGGGUUCGUCCCAUCGUUCCGAGCCAAGUUCUGAGAGCACACAGGAGAUUUUGAGUCAGCAUAUCUACGAGCUCCAGCUGGAGGUUAACGAACUCAGGCCUCAGGUGCAAGCUCUCAGGUCCCAGGUGCAAGCACUGGAAGAGAGCCUCUCUCGCGUCUGGGUGAACCAGACGGGUCGUUUCUCGAGCCGCCUUUGCAGUCUGCUUGAGGGAGCCGUAGUGAAAUGGGGGACGAAGCAGGCUCCCUUGCUUCCAGUUUUGGCCUUCACCUCAGAUCCUGCCUGCGGGUCGGAAGGGCUUGAGCAAGUGUGUGCUAAGAUGGCCAAGUUCAAACAUACUUCUUGGGAGGUUAUGAUCAAUGAGGAGAGAAAUCUUGCCGUGAAUAAGUGGCUCAGCCUUGUCAUGGUCGAGCCCUUGACCUUCGGUGUAGCUAGGAACUUCUACGCCGGCAAAGCGUCAGGGAUCUCUUCAGGAUCGCUUGCAGACAGCAUUUCGGAUUGCCUUGCUGCCAAGGCUACUUCGACGAUCAAUGCCAGGGCGAAUUGCUUGUUGCGGUUUGUUUCUUGGGCAAAGGGGAACAUGCCGUUUGUUUUUCCCUUGACCGAGCAUGCUGUCUACGCAUACUUCGAGGAGAAGAAAUCCACAGCAGCGGCAACUUCGUUCAGGAGCCUUCUUUCUUCGGUUGCUUUCGCUCAGCAUGUGGUAGGCCUGGAAGGGUGUGACAAGGUUUACACUUCGGGUCGUGUCCGCGGCCUUGCGUCGAAGCUUUACAUGCAGAAGAGGAAGCUCAAGCAACGGAAUCCUCUGAGGGUCUCCGAUGUCAUUCUUCUUGAAAGGAUUUGUUGUAAGCUUGAAGACAGGUCUUUGCAGGACCGUGUCGCUGCAGGCUUCUUUCUUUUCUUGAUUUAUGCAAGAGCCCGAUACAGUGACGGGCAAAAUGUCGCAUCGCUGACUGAUUCGCCGCUCUACUUGGAGUGCAGUGUGGGCAGGUCCAAGACUAGUUUCACUUUGGAACGCAAGACCAGGUACUUGCCAAUGGCUGCCAGGAAAGUGGGAAUCAAGUGUGCAUGGGCCGAUGCGUGGCUUGAGGCUUUGUCAGAGGCGGGUCUUGCGAUCAAGCCGAACGACCCGUUGCUUCCCUGCCCUUCUUCGAAUGGUUCGUGGAAGAUGAUCCCGCUUCCGUGCGAUCAGGCUUGCUCGUGGCUCAGGAGCCUGCUGGGGAACGCUCAGAGCGAUCCCUACCUUGCAAAUGUGGGGACACAUAGCCUUAAGAGGACUCUGCUGAGCUGGGCAAGCAAGCGUGGUCUGCCCCGAGAACUGAGGGCCCUCCUGGGGUAUCAUACGUCCCGAGCCUCGGGUGCGGGGUCAGAGCUGAUCUAUGAGUCCGACGCCCAGUCGGCUCCGCUCAGGGCUUUGUCAUCUAUGAUCGACGAGGUGUCAUCGGGGGCCUUCAAGCCCGACAAACCAAGGGGGCAGCAGCUUGCUUCCGAGCUGUCGGCGCAUGCCGAUCCCCCCGGCGACGAGAUCGAGUCGUCAGACUCGGAGGGCUCCGAGGACGAGGAGGAGAUCGACCACUCGGGCGAUGAAGCUUGUGUUGCCGAGGCUUUGGACUGGCAUGGGAAGGUCGACCUUGACAAGAUUGAUCCCUCGUGUGUUUUCUUUCGGCAUCGCCAAUCCAGGGUAGUGCACAUCACUGCCGACGAAGCCGGUGCCAACCUAGGCUGCGGUAGGACCAUUUCGGGUCAGUACAGGAAGCUGGAGGUCGGUUUGGCAUCUGCGGAUGUCGAAAAACUCGAGAAGGUGGGUGUGGAUUCACUCGCAAAGGUCGCUUUCAUGACGAGCUACACGCCGGGCUCUGGCGAUGACAAGGACCUCAUUGCGGCGUUCGAGUCGGCCCUAGGGACGCCGCCCUCUGUAGGGCAGAAAAGCUCCUUCCGAAGGUUAUUUCAUGAAGCAUAUGCUGUUACCACUUCGGAAAUGAAGAUGCUUGUGGAGCGGACGGAUGAAUCCAUCCCAAGAAAAUUGAGGGUCGCGGAGAGAUCUGAGAGGUUCGAGGUAGUGAGCAAACGCCUUGUGGGCCUUUCGAUCAAGAACCGUCUUGAGCCUGCCGAUAGCCUCGUCGACUCCUUCGUGUCCCAGUAUGAACAGGACAAGCUGCAGUUUGUCCCGUGGGAGAAGCUUGUUUCCAAAGAACAAGAGGCCUCGACAGGGGCAAAGCGAGAGCCUUUCUUCUCGCUGGACAGUACGGGCAAGCUCAGGUCGGAGACAAAAGUUGAGGUCCGUGCCGAUACGAGCACGGAGCUGCUCCUGCAGCUCGCGCUUCAAAGGCGCGGCAUCGCUAUGGAAAUGGCGAACAUCCUUGACUACCAUCGUCACCACAUGUGGGUUGAGCGCCUUCUUGCGGCGCGCCUCGACGCACCUCCGUCGACGCACAUGCAGCCCACGCUUGAUCAGUGUCAGCAGGCUGACAGGAAGCUUUGGCAGCUUCUCGGAGAAGCGACUCGCUCGGGCAUCCAGCUCAAAGCUGGGGGGCGUCCAUUGGACGCCAUCUUCGAAGACACAUGGCAGUCACCAGAGGUGCUUCAUUUGCUUCAGCCGAUGCCUCGGGCAGCAGGCGCUUCAGUCACGCAGCAGGUGGCACCGCCGCCGAGGCCGCACGGGCCUGGCCCGUAUGAUCGUCCAGGCAAAGGCCGAAAGGGCACAGGGAAGGGUGCCAAGGGCACCAAAGGAUCCGGGAAGGUUCCCGACUUCGUAUUGCGCCUGAACUCAGUUUUCAAGGAGCUUCUGCCUCAAGCUUCCUGGAAUGCAAUCUGCGUGGGCAGGAAUACUUUGUCAGAUUUCCACAGGGACUCAGGGAACCAAACGGGUUCGCUGAACCACACUUUCACGCUUGGCACCUUCACUGGCGGCCAGCUUUGGCUCGAAGAUGCGUCGGGCACUUCUCCAGCCACUGUCGCAGGUGAGAGGUGGGUCGUAACACUCUACACUCUUUCAGGUGGGCAACCCGCCACACAUGAGAAACCGCUGUUUCUGGAAAUCUGUAGUGGGUCUGCUAUGCUGUCUUAUGUUGCCAAAGAGGCCGGAUACACAGCCGUGCCCAUCGACUGGCAUCACAACAAACAGCGGACGUGUGUGCACACCUUACAGCUCGACUUGCGCCUGGCCAGCACUUGGUCUUUCUUGCGACGCAUUUGCUCCGAGUACGAUGUUGCUUGGGUGCACAUGGCGAGAGUGGACAGUGCAAACACCAUUUAUGACAGCAUGGCCGCCUUCUGUGACUGGUGGGCCGAGCUGCUCGCCAAGCACUCCUUCGUCACAUUCGACUCGUGCCGCCACGGGUCACAACGCAAGAAGGCCACCGCCCUCCUCACAAACUCGGAGCUACUGCACUGCCUUUCGGGACCAUGCCCGGGAUGCUCCUCGCACUUGCCGUGGGGUAAGCUGGGCAAUACUUUUGCAACAGCUGAGGAGACGGGCUAUCCCAAACUUCUUUGCGAAAGGAUUGUCUCAUGCGUGGAUAAGUCAGCUGCAUCACGAGGGAUUGCGCCUGAACGCCUAGUGGCCUCCAGGGUUUCUGCUGCGCGUGCCGCAGGUCAGGUGCAACCUCGUGGCCGCAAGUUUCCGCCAAUCAUUUCUGAAUUUGCUUACACUAUGUCAGUCGCCAGUGCUGAGGCUCCCACUCUCAACUCCAAGCACUGCCUUUCGGCUUCUUGGCACGUCGUCCCUGCAGGCGCCAAGCUCCUCCGGGAGUCAGUUGAAAGGGGAGGUUCGCGACUCCCAGAGGGGAACAAGUUCUACACUUUUGGCGUCUAUCGAUCCAUGCAAGCUUUCUUGAACGAGGCAAAGUUGGUUGUGCACCCCUUCGAUUCUGCCAAAUCACUUCCAGAUGAACUUUUGCGAGUCUUGUUUGACACUCUUACGAAGAGCCCGGUUGACACCAUGAAGCACCGCCUUUUGAAGCUACAACAGUGGCGAGCCCUCGCCAAGCAGCUUGAUCCCGAAGAAGAGAAAAUCAGAUCGGCGAUGGACCCUUGUGUGCGGAAGGUCCUUAGUUGUAAGCGCAUCGCACUCAUGAAGAGGAUCGCCGCCGACUUGUCGUGGCCUGACACGGCCCUCUUCGAUGACCUGGCUGCCGGCUUUAAGCUAACGGGGUACUUGGGGCGUACGGGUGUAUUCGCUAGUGAUGUCAAACCUGCCACGAUGGACCUUGACGAUUUCUGGGCAAGUGCUCCCCUCCGGAGGGAAACCCUGCUUGAAAAAGUCAGAGCCCAGAAGGACCAUGACUAUGCCGAAGAGCUCUGGAACAUGACGCUUGAGGAGUCUAACAGAUCGGGGAAGUGCUGGCUUGACGGCCCGAUCGACGUUGACUCUUUGGGGGACAAGUUCCCUGAAGGCUGGAACGCCUGCCGGCGUUUUGCAGUCUGGCAGGGCAAGUGGCGUGCGAUCGAUGACUUCUCGGAAGCCGCUGUGAACUCUUGUUUCGGAUGCUUUGAACGUGUUACCCUCAAGGCCCUCGAUGAGAUUUGCUGGCUGUGCAUGCAAGUUUGCCGUGCGGCAAAAUCUUCAGGAUCCCUCGAUCUUGAGCUCAGCACCGGUGAGAGACUCAAGGGACCCCUCCAUACGGCUUGGAAGGACCCUGACCGUGUCCGUCCUCACUGCAAAACUUACGAUCUUCAAGCUGCCUACAAGCAGCUCGCACUGCACCCUGGCGAGAGGCCGAAAUCCGUUAUCCUGCUCAGGGAGCCGGGCUCCCGCGCCGUCAAGGCCUUUGUGUGCAACACUCUUCCUUUCGGAGCUUCAGCCUCGGUCAUGCAGUUUAACAGGGUUGCAUUAUUCCUGCAGAGGGUUCUUUGGGAUUUGAGGGUGGCCGUAACUUGCUACUAUGACGAUUUCCCGACGAUGACCCCUUCGUUCUUGUCUGGCGGGACUGACAAUGCAGUUCAUGCCCUCAUGGACCUGUUUGGCUUCUCCUUGUCCGAGAAAGAAAAGCCGUUCUCGUGCACUGCAGAAACGCUGGGUGUCGUGCUGGAUACCUCCGAUCCUGACAUGGGCCGCAUCUUCGUAUCGAACAAGCCCGAACGAGCUGCCAUGCUUGAACAGUCCUUGGGCCGCAUCCUUGAAAAGGGCCAGGUAGACACGCGGGAGCUGCCAUCCCUUCUUGGAAAGCUUCGCUUCGCAGAUGCUCAGCUGCUUGGUCGCACAGGGCGAUUGGCCCUGGCCGACCUCAGGCUCUUCGGUGACAGAGGGGGUGUCUUGAACCUUACGGAUACUCAAUCGAAUGCCUUGGCUGUUCUGAGGGCAAGACUUCUUGCGAGCAGGCCGCGUGCCAUUGUGACGAGCCCUGCCUCGAACCCAGUCCUCAUCUUCACAGAUGGCGCAUGCGACCCUUGCGAGGGCGGCUUCAGUACUGGUGUCGGUGGGGUUCUCUUUGUCCCCGGCGAGGGUGUUGCUAGGGCUUUCGGUUGUAGGGUUCCUAGCAAGCUCGUCAAGCAAUGGGCCGAGGGUAGGAAACACAUUAUAGGGCAGGUCGAGCUUUACGCGGUCGUGCUUGCCAGGAUCCUGUGGUCGAGUUACAUUGAUGGCGAACGAUGCAUAUUUUUCGUCGACCAUUCCGGCGUCUUGAGUGCUUGCAUCAACUCGAACUCGAUCGAUGCAUCUUGGAGGAGUCUCCUUCUUCACUUGGAGGCCGCCGAUGAAGCACGCCCGUGCCUGCCGUGGUUUCAUCGUGUACCGAGCCAGAGCAACAUCGCGGAUCCGCCAUCCCGAGGCAGAUGGGAGGAGCUGGCAUUCCUUGGUCCUGUCACUCGUGACGUGCCGACUUGCUUUGUCACAGGCUGUCUCGAGAUCGAGCCAGAAUUUUUGAUCCCACCCAACCCGCCCUGGGGGAAGAAUGUGGUCACGUUGCACUCCAUCGUGCGACUGGACUCUGGGGGGCACUCGUGCAAGCAGGGAGGCCGAUCCAAAGGCAAAGGUUUUAUGGGCAAGGCUUUUGGAAAGGGCAAGCAGUCGACGGCUUCGCGUGCCGAUACAGUCAAGGUCUCAGGUCAGGUGCUCACCAUCUGCCGUGAUUUUAACACCAAGGUCGGAUGGCAUGGCGUGUGGGGGCAAGCAUUCGGCUGUGCCCAGUCAGCGUCUACCGCAGACAAUGUGGCCUUGGCCGCGGACAGUCCCGACGCUCCUCUUCUGGACGGGCAGAGCGUCCGCUCAUCAGUGGUCGGUGAGCGGGUCAGCUGCAUUUUUCUGGGCGAUUUCGCGGAGCCUCCUGCACCCUUGGUUCCCCUCCCAAGCCCACCGCCUCAGCUUGCUGCCGGUGUCAGUUCGGCGAUACAGCAGGCUCCGCAAGAUGCUUUGCCCUCGGCCACUCAGGCCUUUGCUCGGCAGCGGGCUCGUUUUGCUGCGCUGAUUCGGUCGGAUGAUUCUGUGCGCUUUGAGGCUUUACGUAAGAUUAAGACCCUGACUUUACUUGAUCCUGCUGCAUCGGAGCUGGGGCGGCUUCUCAUCGGCGAGGCCGCUAUCUUGUCUGACCCUGAGAGACUUCAGAAGUCCUUUGCUGACACGUUCGCUACAAAGAGCACUGCAACAUUGGCCAAACGAGCUUCCUCUUUCUGGAAGUUUGCCGAGUUUUGCUUGAUGUUCGAUUUUGGCUCGCCCUUUCGAGCGAGCGAGGCGGCUGUCUAUGCAUAUAUCCAGGACUUGCAGGCCCACGGAGCUCCUACAUCGGCCAAGGCCUUUCUUGAAAGCUGGAAUUUUCUGUCAGCGCUGCUGGGUUUCGCAAAACUUGCAGGCCAAUCUCCUUUGUCAGGCCGUGUGCGAGGAGCUGCUGCAGCGUUGGCGGCCACUAAGAAGCCGCUGGUCCAGGCCUCACCAUUGUCAGUUCCAAUGAUUCGGGCUCUGGAAAGGAUCGUGGUGAAGCCUCCGUAUCCUCAUUGGCGUGUGAUUGCUGGGCACAUUCUUUUCUGUGUGGGAAGCUGUUCUCGCUUUUCGGAUACAAUCCACCUCAAAUCUUUGGAGCUUCAGAGUGCGGGAACCGUGCAUCUUUUGGAAGCAUCGUCUGCAUCUUACAAGACUGGUACUGGCGAACGGAAGACCAUACUUCUGCCGCUGCUCUGCCUGGGAUCUUUCGUGUACCCCACGAUUUGGGCGCCGCUGUGGAUGGAAGCCCGAACCGAUGCUGGCCUCGGCCUCAAUCCGUCACUGCCUGCAUUCAGCGAAGCCUCGCAGUCUUGGUUGGAGCGUCGCAUGUCUACUGGUGAGCUUACCAUGUACCUGCGUGAGUUCCUCGUAGCCAGUCACAUUGACAUUCCUUCGGAGUCCCGCAUCAGCAGUCACAGUAUGAAGGCCACUUUUCUUAGCUGGCUAGCCAAAUUCGGAGGCGUUUCUUUUGAGGACCGCCGCAUUGCAGGGCACCACUUGGACCCUGAUUCCCGGUCCCCUCUGACCUACAGCCGUGACGAGCUGUGCCGCUUGAUGAAGAUUUUCGAGGAUAUCUUGAAAGCCAUCCGUUCCUGCCACUUUAAGCCUGAUGACAGUCGCGUGAUGCGUUUAGCUGUCAUGGUUCAGGCUGAGUCAGGUCCUCAGCUGCAGGAGAAACUCCUCGAGCAGGACCCAUAUGUCUCCGAUUCCGAAGCUGGUGAUUCCGACAUCAGCCCAGAGGAUCUGGAGGCCCGAGCCGGUGGAGUCCCCCUGGACGAAGGCUUGAACGCUGCUCAGAUCUCUUCUGUAUACAGCAAGAUGCACAUUUACAGUCGUACAGUGCAUAUACAGGCUGCUGAAGGUGCCAAAUUUUUGUGUGGCCGACCCAUCACCCGCAAUUUUGACGAGCUGGACAAGGCCGUACCGGCCUCUGAUCUGCUUGUUUGUAAGCGGUGCAGCCAAAUCCACCGAGCCAGUUAA
Molecule: messenger RNA, 17253 nt
Organism: Symbiodinium sp. CCMP2592
Lineage: Eukaryota; Dinophyceae; Suessiales; Symbiodiniaceae
Source: the annotation of a GenBank genome assembly